AUGCGUGCCGCCGAGACAUGGCACCAUCGUCCGAGCGACCCAUUCAUUCUGCAUGAGUUCCAGAAAGCUGCCGGAUCCGUGCCGGUGCAUAGUAGCAUUACUAGACCGUUGAGUUUCUCUCUGGUCAUUGACGUGUACUUUCACCUGAAUCGAGGUAUCCGAGGCAAGCAUGUUGGACGCAUUCCGUGCUGUGAACUUCGCCAGCACUCUGUCUUCUGGGUCCGGAUGCCUCUGCUGCAUAAGCCGAGUGUGCGCUAUCGAGACAAAUUGACCAGUAACCACCCUGUCGGGUCUACCCGCAUGGAUCUUCCUGGUUGGGCUGCAUGGGUCAUGUGUGGUGCUGGGCGUCUGGUAUUUGGGGAGGCGUAA
Molecule: messenger RNA, 369 nt
Organism: Aspergillus neoniger CBS 115656
Lineage: Eukaryota; Fungi; Ascomycota; Eurotiomycetes; Eurotiales; Aspergillaceae
Exons: 2
Coding region: 1-369 (122 amino acids)
Source: RefSeq, a predicted model, not a curated record